This is a messenger RNA of Lasiosphaeria miniovina, 855 nucleotides long. RefSeq lists its product as uncharacterized. The transcript is spliced from 2 exons. Lineage: Eukaryota; Fungi; Ascomycota; Sordariomycetes; Sordariales; Lasiosphaeriaceae. Bases 1 to 855 code for a protein of 284 amino acids. The record is from RefSeq and is a predicted model, not a curated record.
AUGUUUGGAUGCAAAUCAGGAUCCCCAAAUACGCCAUCCUGUCACACAUGGGAGGCGGAAGGCGAGAUCUCGUUCCAGGAGAUGGAGGCCAUCGGCCAAGACCCCGCGGCCCCCGCGGCCAACAAGUCGGGAUACGCAAAGGUCGUCGUGGCUUGCCAGAAAGCUGCCGAGUAUGGCCUCCGCUAUGCGUGGGUCGACACAUGCUGCAUUGACAAGACGAGCAGUUCCGAGUUGAGCGAGGCCAUUAAUUCCAUGUACCGGUGGUACCAGAACGCCGAGGUCUGCUUCGCCUUCCUAGCCGACUUGCACGCCGAGCCUGGCGCUCUCGAGGUCGACCUGCCGCGAUGUAGGUGGUUUACGAGAGGUUGGUGCCUGCAAGAGCUUAUCGCACCGCGCAGGGUCAAGUUCUUCGACGCCUCUUGGAAUCACAUCGGCACUAGGGCCGAUCUGUCGUCCGUGAUCUCAGGCAUCACGCAGAUCGACGAGCAAGUCUUGAUCGGUAGCGGCCUCAUUUGUUCGAUUCCCGUGGCCCGGAGAAUGUCGUGGGCUGUUGCGAGGCAGACCACGCGCGAGGAAGACAUGGCCUACUGCUUGCUCGGUAUCUUCGAUGUUCACAUGCCCAUGUUGUACGGAGAAGGCGCCAGAGCCUUCAUGAGGCUACAGGAGGAGAUCAUCAAGACGUCCAAUGAUCUUUCCAUCUUUGUGUUUCUAGACCAGCCGAUGCGAGGUGACGAUCCCAGCUCUUCACUGGUAGACAGCGCGCUAGAGCCCUACUGCGACCUGUUCGCCGCGUCACCGAGGGACUUUGCAGGCUGUGAAAAAGUUGUCGACAUGGAGGAGACCAGCGUGCGCUAG